Molecule: messenger RNA, 28018 nt
Organism: Spirometra erinaceieuropaei
Lineage: Eukaryota; Metazoa; Platyhelminthes; Cestoda; Diphyllobothriidea; Diphyllobothriidae
Source: the annotation of a GenBank genome assembly
AUGGAUAUAGCGAUACAAGCGUAAAUAUAGUGAAAUGUUAACCAGACUUUAAAAUUGUUUGCUUAAUUAUUAUUCUAUGGUUAUUUCAAGCUUCCAUCGCUUGUAGACGUGGACGACUUUCAAUGCAAAGUUGCAAAAUGAAUUAGUACUUAAUAGGACGUCCUAUUAAUUUGCAAGUUGUCCCUGCGUUUCAGUACAUAAACCAUAAACUCCUCGGAGGCCUCUGUAAAAGCCAAUCUUAAUGUAAAUGUCGUCGAUGUUUGUUAAAUUUUUUCAGCCAUCUAUUCAUUAUGACUAACGAAUCACCAGAUAAUCGAAGUUUAUUAGUUAGAUUAGUUAACCUCUCACACCUCGUGCACGGCUGUGCACGAUUGUUCGUUUUUAAUAAGUGGCGGGCAUAAAUAUGCGAUUGAACAUUUUAUCUUCCCAUGCAUACGAGUUGGAGGCUUAUGCAGAUAAAACUUCCUAUGUUGCUUACAGACCACUAUGAAAACUCACAUAUAUGGUGAACUGACUUGGAUGUUUAAUCAGUCGUGAGUGAGAGAGCUGAUGUGACAGCUGCAUAUUUCCUCCAGCAUGAAACCUACAAGUUUUAGACUUUAUCGUGCGCAUUUGACGCAGUUAGCUAACAGAAUGUGGUAUGUCUGGCGAGCAUUGUUACGCGGCCUUCCAGAAGGUGAAGACGUCGGAUCAGGAAAACAAUUUUAGAGGACAACAGACUGCUCAACUAAGAAUACGGCUAUAUCUGAAAGAAAUUCGCUGAAAGGACAAGACAGGUAGAGCAAUAAGACGAUGCGUGUGGAGUGAUCUUAUAGGGAGUUAAGAUAGUUGGCAGACGAAUUAAAAUUCGUGUUCUAUGGCCAACCAGUAAGUCUAAUUGCCAACGUUGGUGAUGAUUCCGUCCCCGUGUGGAGAAGUCUUCACGAAUAGCUGAUUGCUUAACGUAACAUCCUGGUGUCCCAUCUACUACCAUGGACGGCUGAUAUGAUCCGGACCUCGUCGUUCAACAAUUGAGCAUUUAAUGGUUGUUAACAAUAUGCGUUCUCUUUUUAGUCAGUUCGUUUGUUAGACUUCAGGUUAACCAAAAAUAUAAAUUAUAUCAUUUGCGGGACGAAGGAAGUAGGCAAUUGAUAUGACCGUAGAAAUGGGAGCGGGUAGCAGAUUUCACAUGUUAUUACCCUCAGGUUAUUUUCUUAUUCAAUCGCACAGUUAUUUGUCUCGCCUGUCUGGCUUUUAAAAGUUUUUGAAUGAUUUGAAGACCGGGCUGAUCACACGGUGAAAGAGAGGCGACAUUACACUGUGCGUUCCCGCAAUUCCUAAGUUUCAAACAAAGUCCGCUUUCACUCGACUUAAAAAACUUGAUGCCCUUCUUCUCCUUUUAUUCGAAGUCUAGGAUGUGGGACAUUGUACAACGUAAUACAUAAGAAACAAGCUUUAAAAACACCAUAACUGUCUAGAAAACGCACUCCCACAGAGUAUAUCACGGUCGAUUGCAGAAACAAUAAGCACUGCAUGAUUACAAGUAUACCGAUUUUGGCUUCGUUGUUUGAGGUUGCAAACACUAUAAUUUCAUACUCUCUUUUACAAAAGUACGUCUCCUCCAGAAUUUCUCCAACACAUCCUGUUUUCAGAAAAACAACCUGGUGUGUGUUUAGAAAUAAAAAAGAGCUUGAAAUAAGAGACGGCGUCAACCGACCGAUAUUAAUUUUAACUCAAGAAAAUUCCUUGAUUUUCAUCCGUAAGUUUUCCAGAAAUACUUCACGUAACAAUCUAGAGGUACCUUCGAGGACGCCAAAAAAGCGUAUCAAUUUCUGUUGUGCGUUUUGCGACCUUUGUUUUCUGUCCUUACUUUUGUCGAACGCUGACUCGAUUUCUUCCACUUGCCAUUCUGUUGUCCGGCUGUUAGAUCCUCUGAGUAUGUACCGACCUCGCAAAUUCAUACCCAAUUCAGCGACAAAGUAAAAUUAACCAAAGAGCAUCUGCAUAUUUCUGAGACGUUUUUGGGAAGCUUGUUCAGUGCUAUGGAUCGUUUCCCUAACCGCUAACCACCAUGCGUUAUAAACAUCCCGUGGACAUUCAAUGUUUUUACAAAUUUCCCGACCUUCUCUACCAUCUGCCAUCUCCUUGGGACGUCCCAUUUUUAAUUCUAACACUCAAGGUUUAAUUCAUGCGCACCGUCUGUUGCGUCAACCCAGGAUUUGCGGUCUUCCUGCGUCUCAACAACCUACUUUGUUAAACAGUCUGCGUACAGAAUUGUUGUAGGGAAAAUUAAAACUUCCGAAAUAAUACACAUUAAAUGAAUUUGCGCUCUGAAGCAAAGAGCCUAAGCUCUAAAUAAAAGCAGUUUCACUUGGUGGACAAACUCCACAUAACACCUCAUCCUAGUUAACCCCUACUUGUGCUUAGUCAGAAAACUUUAAUUUCUCGACUACCGAAGAAUGUUUCAUAGAGCUAACUUGCGUCCCAAAUGCAACAUUUCCCUGCCAUUAAAGACCUGUCCCGUUAUGAAUAGCUCUUAGGUAUGCUUAGCAUACCUCUCUGUGGUAAAUAAGCCUUAUUCAUUUUGACCCAACUGUGAAAAACUCGGUGCUUCAGUGACAUUCGAACCCAGGCUUACGUGAGCCUGGUAGUCAUCUGGUGGAGUCUAGGUGAAUACCACAGGAAAUCCUCCUUUGGCAGUCAGCUGGCUUUGUCGGAUUCCAGAUGUCGCAGUAUGCUGGGCGGGCAAACGUGACUCAAAAUGUGAUUAAACCUUCGUCGACCGGUGGAGCCUCGUUUCUCAGAUGGUUAGAGCAUUGGCUGUACUAAAGCUUCCCCUUGUCUUGGGUUCGAAUAUCACCGAGGCACCGAGUUUUUCGCAGUUGGCUCAAGGUGAAUUAUUUGAAAUCUGCCUCAGCACCUCUGAAAUAAGCCUAGGAUUUCUUGUGGGAAAACAUGGUAUGUCUGCUUAGGUCGAAACUAAAGGGUUGAUCUGUCGAAGUGAAUAAUGUUUUCAUGGACGCCUACAGUGUAGUCCCAUGUCUUUGGUCAUUGAAACAGCCUACACUGUUUUUAAAGUGCUGUUUUUUGCCAUGAAAAAUUAAUUUUUAGACCAGUUCAUUUAAACAGACUACUUAAAAAGUGUCUUUCUUAUCCUUUUUGAUUCUACACACUGCUGUAUACUUCUUUUAUGUGACCGGUUUAGUGGGGAAUCGGUUUCCAUAGGUAUCGAUGGCAUACUAUAUGUGCUUGAACCGGUGGUGCGUUCUUAUCAAAGCCAGUUAUUUAGUGGAAGUUAGUGAGUAGCUAGAGAAACCGACGUAUUCUCGAUUUUCGGACUCGUCUCCCGAACCAUCGUUAGGAGCAUCAAAACGUUUUCUCUGAUAUCAAGUAACAAUUGAUAGGUAGCCUGGCUCUUCCAUGACAGUUCAAACGUCUUUCUCCACGAUGUCCACGGUAUACCCCACAACAGGAUGGUCACAGGGACGGGGACUUGCGCAAGAGUUACUUUGUGGAUGGUGGACUCGCGUUACAUCUGCUGCACAUCCUCCUCCUCACUCAUCUUAGUCCGGUGCCCAGACAGACCCAAAAAACCCGAAGACGGGAUCGAGCGCAGGUGACUAGCACGGCGUGAACCCGCGCCUAGGCGUGUCACCACACCUCUGGGCCAUAACCAAAUGACAUGGCUUUCACACGACAAGAGGGGAAAAGGUGGCUUGGGUCCCUAUUUGAGAGGAAGUGCCAUAAAGGCCACUUUAAGAAGGCGCUAUUGCAAGGUGGGUUAAUCGGUGCCGUCCCUAGAUAGGGCUGCUUAGACAUCCUAUGGACACGGCGACGGGCAAUCCCAUAGGCCGCCCGGGCCAGCUUAGACACCCUCGCAUUAAAUCGAGUCGUGAUCCACAGUGGAGUUCGGCGGCUGUCUGAAUUUUUGCGCCCACUCGACCUAACCAACUGUCAGUGAAAUAUUUGGCCUAUGAGUUCCUUCGCAAAUAGCUGCCUUACCUGACCUGAACAAUCCUUCUCACUUUCUCUCUCUCUCGAUCUCUUUGUGACCUCUGAACCAACUGUUAUCUUGCCGUCGCAGGACUGAGGACGGUGGAUCCAGCGUCGAGGAGGAAACAAAGGAGGAAUAUGAUUUCAACUACCCCUUCCUCUUCAGCGACAUGGUUUUGGUUGUGCAAAAUGAGAGGCUUCACUGUCAUCGAGCCAUCCUCUCCCUCUAUUCUCCUGUCUUCAAAACGAUGUUUCAGAGCAAGUUCGAGGUAAAAUUGCAUUCAGCUUUCAUGUUUUGACAAUCAUUCGACUCCCUUUUGCUUAACCGCCUUUCAUGGAGGACAACCUCUGCUGUAAAUCAGCACAUAUCCAUGCCUGAAAUUUUGUCCUCCGCUGACAUUGAUCCACAAUGUAGAAUAUCCACCCAUGAACACAUGGAGAUCUGAAGUAAUGGGGCGUAAUGCCUUUGAAAACCAUUCCUGUCCCAGGUGUUAUGCCUGGUCCAGCGGCUCAUUAAGUGUUUGGGCAAAAUGCUCUUACCGCUUGAGUUACCGAGCCCAGACUCUGUUGACCGCGAUCCGGAGUAUAGGGUUUCACGUCGAAGUGGCGUUCGCCGAACGGUCCGACCAAAAUGGUGGAAUGCGGAGCGAUCCCUUUGGACUUCGCUGGCGGUCGCAUGUCGAUGGCUGGCUGACGAUGACAUAUUGGCCAGGAAUAGUCGCCGUGUGACCGUCUGCGCUGGCCGUGGACCCAGAAGUACUCCAAGUCGUAGUUCGGCCUCCCCACCUUCCGUCCUCCAAUCAAAACUGAUGGGUGAACGCUUAUCUCACGUGUCACUGAAGUGCUGGGAUUUCCAGGCAUGCAGGGCGCUAAAUUACUCCAACAAAUGCCUUAGCCUCUAAUUUGCACAAGACAUCAUCCUGCUGCAAAUUCCUAUUCUCUUACAGAGGUUGAAAACAGGUAAAAACGCUCUCCACCACGACCGCAUAUUGAACUCCCGGAGUACCCUGUAUCGAAGGGGGGGGGGCUGGAAUUAUAUCGCGUAUAGACUUCCAAAACAUCUUCCCGCAGGCAAGGUGGGCUGAAAGCAACUUGACGAUUUUUACGCACCGGAAAAAAAUACGUCUUUUUCUCAUUACCUCCACGCCCUGUUUCCUGAAUCCUUAAGUUCAGCGUAGGCUGUAAUUGUUUUCCCUGUGAAGGCCCUUUACGUGGGACUAGCCUGUUGUGUUCGAAAAUUGGCGUAUUUACUGCUACCGUAUGAAGGCAAUUGGUCAUUUGAAGUUCACGACGAACCAAUUGUCAUCGAGAAUCUCUUGCGUGCCCUAGGCGCAAUCAGUCCUGGGGGGGGGGGGACAACGUUCCGACGAGCAUGCUUAUUCCUGCUGGCAGACUGUCGAGGCAUUAAUUCCGUGUGUCGACAAUUUGUGCUCCUACAAAUUCACACGCUCUUAUGUGUGUGCGCUGGCGACAACGAGGGCUAGCGGUUUAGAUGCACGCGAAAGCCCCCACUGGACCGCGCCUUCGAAAGCGUUCGGUAGACCCGACGUCUUUUGUCUUCCGUAGUUGUCGGUAGGAGCGAAAAGUUGGCAAGAAGAAACCACAGUCAGUGGAACAAGAGUGAUGAUUGGCCGACGUUUCGGACUCUAUUUGGGCACGGGAUUACCGACCCCCCCCCCGAACUAUAUGUGGCCUUGCGUUGCAUUCCUGGGGGUACCUAUUCCCAUGUUCUAGCUUUAACCACAAACAUCCUAGCUAUAACUCUCACAUUCGGUAAGGAUAUGUUGUGUAACCCCACUGGGUUUUUCGUGUAUGCGUAACUGCUAUAUCUGUUUUAGCAGGUCUUGUUUUGUUUAGUAAUUCAUAGCUACAGGAAGUCCCCCAUUGUGCGCUAUCUAACCGCAUGCACCGAGUCGUUUCAGUUCGACUUUUUUAAAGAUAAAUUAUAUGGCACGACGCUCUCGCUCCCCUUCUCGUAAUGGCCUCGUCUUAGCUUGAUUUUAUAGUUACUCCAAAGUACUUGAAUUGCUUUUGUUGUCGAUUCCGUACGCCGUGACUUACUUAUUUCUUCCGGAAGAGUUGUUAAACCUCUUUGUGCCAUGACGGUACUCACCAUAUUAUGCGUGCUGCAAGGAUCGCCGGCUGAGUUUUGGUUUAUUUUAUCUCGGUUAGAGCACAAACGCUCUACUUCCUCGAUAUCUCUGAACGGUUUCUGUUGUCGAACGCCUACGCCUGACUUAUUUCUUUCUCUAAGAAUACCUGUGUAUGGUUCCUCUCAUAAACAAUAAUAAGAUGGUUCAAUUUAGUUGAGGGGUGGGGUUACAUAACCUACCGUUGCCUAACACUCGUACUAAUUCUGAUCCCCCGGGGAUUUAGCGCAAGGGGAGUCUCUAUUCCCGUGCCCUCCACGGAUUUCUACUUAAACUCAUCAUCAGAGAAAUUGCUGGUGGCUUCAGCUGCAUCCUUCCACGUCCAUCAUUCUUAUCGGUAACUGUCUCCGACUAUUAGUUCGAGUGGAGAUGCGAAACGUCGGGCGAAUGAAAUGCCUGUACGGUUGUGUUCUCUUGUACUUCACGGCCGCAUGCCAGUACUUCGUUCCGACGGAUCCCUCCCUGUCCAGGGGUUGCACACCUGAGGAAUGAGUGUGGUUGGCUGACGACGGCUAACCAUUGUAUAUUCCCGAUCGAAAACCGACAGGGCAGCGAGCUCGUGGCCCAAUGAUUAGAGGCGUGGACUUCUAACAACCAGGUCGCCAGUUCGAGCCUCAGGUGUUCCAUACUUCGGGGUUGUAUGACUGGCUGACGACGGCCAAUAAGGCAGAAAAGGCCAUUCCAAUCUCCCUUGUCCUUGACGGUAAUGCGAAUCCGCCCAUAUCACACAGAGCUGUGCGAUUGCAAGCUGGGCUCGAGAGAGAGAGUCCCACGACAGAACGGGAUGAGUGACUUCCGUAGCGCGAUCAACGAGCGUCUCCCUCUACCACUGUAUACAUCGGUUAGCAACCAACAGGACAACGAGCCCGUGACUUAGUGGUUAGGGGCUUUCGACUUUUAACUAACAGGUCGCCGGAUCGAGCUCCAGAUGUUCCACACUUCGAGGUUCGGUGCGGCCAGCUGACGAGGGCCAAUAAGCCAGAAAUGGCCAUUCCAGUCUCCCCUGUCUUCGUCAGCAAUGCUAUUCUACCCAACCUGAGAUUAUUAUAUGUUGUAAUAAUACAAAGUCUUUAAGUAGCAUGCUUUAACUUACGCUACACAAUUAGUGCUCACGUAAUGUGCAGCUCCGGAGGAAACACGUCUAAUAAACGCCCCAUGUGAAAACGGAUAAAGCCAGCAACUUGACUUUUGCAGAAUUCACGAGGACGAUCUGCUCAUUCGUUAGUAAAUGUCACAUUUUCUCAUCCCUCGGGAUCGUAAAACAGGUUGCUGUACAGUGCAGGGUUAGGCAGGUUGUGUGACUAUGACUUUCCUUCACUUUGGUAUGAUGACAUCUUUGCUUGGCAUUUCCAAAAUGGCGGUUCCUGCAACGUACGCAUUUUUUGCAUUUCCAAACCAGGAAACGUCCAAAAACCAGGUCUCCAUGCCACAGGAUGAUCCCCAAGUGGUGCGAGAAUUGUUACGUCACCUCUAUACCCCCGGCGGUCGGGAGAUGGACAGUAAGUUGUGUUCGUUUGUUUAAAUACUCACCAGAGACUUUCACUUCUCUUGUUGAUCUUUCGAGAUAGUGUCAGAUUGCCGCGUCAUCUGCCCCGACCAGGCGCUUCACACUGGCGGUGUAGGCAAAUGCAUUUUAUCAACAUCGGCAAAGUGAUAUGGUAAUUAGGGUGAUCAUUCAACCCAAGGAUCUAGGUCGCCAUUGCCCCUUCUUUACCGGUAUGUGGGGAACGCUUGUAUUCAGGUAAAACGAAUGCCUAUUCAGUCUCAAGACCCUUGCUGAAGUUGAAGAACUCCACAAAGUGAGUCAUGUGGUGGGACCUACUUUCAAGAACCCUGUUAAGGGGGGGGGGAGGUCGGGCGCAUUUCAAAUGCACGCAGUCGGAAGAAACCUACCAAACAAACACACCCUCCUUGGGUUGACCCGUUCAGAUGAAUUUUCAGUUUAAUGUGAAAGUAGAGCUUAAUUUUAGAUCGUGGUAGCAAUGCGGAAAUAGGCAUGGUCACCUUGUCUUGGAAUUUAGACCCACAAUCAGGAUACUUCAGUGAGAACCGCUACUACACGACUUUACAUAUUCCGAACCAGAACCUACAGAACGCAGCUGCAUGAUUCAAAAUGUAGAGCGUCUGACUACAUGAUCAAACAAACCGGGGUUUCUGUCUCAGACCAUUCUCGCCUUGUGUAGGAGCAUAAGCGUCUUUCAACGAUGAGCAAGAGUGAAAAAUUCUGAAGAAGGAGAAGAUUAGUUCGCUGAAGCAGGAAUUCUACCGGCCUGACGUUUCGGAUUCUCACAAAGACCCAUCAUCAGGUGCAGUCUCAAACUGUCGAUUGUUGCUGAUGAUGCGCUUGAGCGACAGUCCGAAAUGUUAGCCUAUUAAGCGUCCUGUUACGGUUAUUUAAUCUCAUUCUCCAGACCAUCUUUAUGGAACUCACCUAUUCGCUUCCAUGGACAAGUUUAAAAAGACCUUCCCAGUCAUCCAUGCAAUUUGGGGUCUACAAGCGGGCUCUACGGGAUCAACGGCUUCUCACUCCUCACGCAUUUAAUUAAAUAGAUUUCAACGCGACAUAAAGGCCAGAAAUUCUGAUAUUAAACCUGGAUACCCGACCUUGCCUGCUGUCAGAGCAGUUAUAUGCUUAGCACUGAUGAUCGAUCAAGCAUUCGAUGGAUGUUUUUCGUUGGCUUGUGUGUUCAGGAUAAGGUUCGAGUUGCUACCAGGCCGUAGUACCUAAAGUUUUCCCCAAUAUAUAUCCAAGUUAGAUAAAUCUACCCUCGAACUGCAGGCCCUUUUUGAGGUUUCCUUCUUCAAAACCAUACGCGAGCUUUUAAUCUCGAAUAUCACGAGCAUCUAGAUUCCAACCAGGGUUCGUCAAUCCUACCUUCUAAAUGUGAUUCGUAACCAACCACCACCUUGCACCUGGGAUGAAUAAAUCGCUAAGCCGUUGCCGUGAGAGAUAUUUCACCUUCUCUCCCUCCCCCGCCCCUACCACCCGCUUUUCUGGUGCAUUUCACGCAUCAGUUCACGCAUAGCCGUUGGGCUCUUUUUGACUGUGUAUACCUGGGAAGCUUGCGGAAUACAAAUUAGAUGGAGGCCUUUUCACUUUUCACAACAUCCCCUGCACGCUCGCGCUCCGAUUGGCUAUUCGAGCGUCGCAUUACUCUGACACACUAAUCCGCCAACCGCCCUCGACAGCAGUGCUGCCUACGCGACCUGUCAUCACUCCAAUGUUUUCGACCUGAUGAGGUCACACCUAACUCACAAGCAAUCACCGAAAGACAGCAGCAGACUCGGGACUGCAACUCUAUAAGCAUAUAGGAACUGCGUGUGUGUGAAAGUCGAGGGCUUGUGACGGCGGGGAGCAUGGUCGUCUUGGUUCCUCCGUAGAUCGAGGCGUAAGCAAGGCAGGUUAGCAGAUCCCAUAGAAAAGAAGCUUGUAGCAACAACGAGUACCUGGCAUGUAAUAUUAAGGCUACCAAGAGUAGUAUCGCCUUUAUAAUAAAUGAUACUAGCCACUAAUAUAACCGUCAUCAAUAUCUGUUAGCCAUCUUGGAAUUACAUUUUCAAUACCCGCUUUAAAAAGGAAGUUUGUUUUGGUGCAAAGAAUCACUGGUAUUCCGAAAAGUUUUCCGCUCAAUAAAUGCUAAUCAAUUGGCGCACAAUCGGUUGAAUAUGAUGGAUGACGCAAAUGUUCCCACCCUAAACCUCGAAUCUUGUUCUGGAUCUGUCGGGCUGAAUGCGAUCAAGCGUUGCCAUAGGACAGAAUGACACUUUUAGUAUUGAUAAGCGCUGAAUGUUUCCCGUCAAGAGCCUGGUCCAGACUUUCUAACUGUUGGCAAUAGAGGUUACGGUCUGACCUUGUUCCAGUAGCUCAAAGCGAAGUAUGCCUACCACAGUCCACUAAACACGGCAAGAAUCUCCUAGGGUAUGGGCCGGAUUGCGGCAUAAGAACUGGUACCUGACUUGUGGAAAACCACUGGUAUUUACGCUCGUUGUUGACACAAGGAGUUCAUUUUUCAUCUCCAGUGACAAUUCAAUGAGGAAAUAGUGGUAACAAUCGGGAGAUGGCACCCAAAAAAUCUGCCUAAUCAAAGCGGCCUGUCUUACGGGACAGGUGGUAAUAGGGGUUUUAUGGGUGGUGACUGGUCGGGAUGUACGAUACUAACCGACGGAAAGCCUUAUUUGAACAGGCGAAUGAUCGGAGUUGGCCCGCUCUCCGUUCCGUUAUUACAAAAUUGGUCGCCAAAGGCAGGAUAGUGAUAACGGACGAGUUGAAGGCGUAUAAUCGUCUUCCCUCAAAAGGUUAUCUACAUUUCUCUGUUAACCACUCAAAGAACCUCAAGGACCCUACCACCGGACGCAACACCAAUGCCAUUGAGGCAUACUGGAAUAGAAUGAAAAGGAAAUUCCACGAGGGAGGCCCUGUAUGUGAUCGAGCUGUGUGGGUUCACAGAGACGAAGUGCAGUAUCGUCUUUGGUUUGGCCUAAAUGCCAUGUCUUUGACAGAUGCCUGGGAACUGUUCCUGUCCCAUGCUGUGCAGACUUAUCCUAUUUAAAAGUUAUUAUGUUUUGUAAUAUACUGGCAUAAUGCGAAUGUAUGCCGUAUACUCAGGUGUACGUGUGUAACGAUGGGGAAGGUUGGGUAACAGCGACCAUCGUCCAUGUAACCUCCUACGAUGUUCGUUCGGCCAGCCCAUGUUAGGCCGUCGGGUAAAGUCCAAGUAGUGCGUGAAAGUAGGCCUGCAACCGCUGAUAUAGCCUGAAGGCGUUUGAGUCCACUGUUAAAGGUAUUAUUUCUAGGUAACAGAUUUUUUUGGGUGCCAUCUCCCGAUUGUUACCGAAAUAGUUUCCACUCCUCUCUGCCUAGCAAAACGUUGCAGAUUGUGGGAUGCUAGAUUUUGUUUUUUUUAUCAAAAAUUGGCGUGGAAACCAAACUCUCAGUCUACUGAAGGUGCUUCCGGACAAUAAGCCAUGGCGAAUUUCGUUUUUCGGAUAAUUGUCCGAUGAUCUGUCGAGGAUCUGCCUCAACAGGUGCUCUCAAAAGGCCACUGUCCAGCUCCAUAUGCGAUCGGAGAGGUUGGAAUCGUCCAAUCGGAAUUUCGCCAACCAAUGUCGGCACUGGCGGAGACUUAAGGCCUUCGGAUAGGCACAACAAAUUGCUUUUGUGGCUUUUGUUGCGUUGGUUAUCCUGCGAAAUUCCCGCAGCAUACAACGACAAACAUGAGCUAGUUGAUUAACGACUGGGACAGACAAGACAUUAGCUAACUAACAUUCCAAAAAAAAGCGAAAUUGCGCCCCCUUACCCCUAAUACUCUUACGGCAACAGGUGACUGCUUUCUGUUUGGGCAGACGUACUGAUUGAGUUUUUGCACGCAGACACGCGGGACUUUACUUAUCCUUUUUGGGUAUUUUAACGCAGAAAAACACCGGUAGACUAGGUGGUUAGUGAAGGUGGGCGGAGGGCACGUACAACUGCGAAACCGAUGUUUAGAAGAGGUUGCAUAGUCUUGAUCGAAAGUGGGAUGAGGAGAGCGCGCGGUAUGCACAUGCGUUUUCAGUUGAGGGCGUCUGGUGAAUGUUCUGCCUGAUGCACCAGCGCAGCUAUUUGUACAGGCGCAGCCGGUUUUGCACUGUCGCAGGUAUUGUUUGGGUCCAGGUAUUGACAGAAGUGGGCAUUAACUAUCCCUAAAACACUUGCUGCCUCCCUCUGACCUGCGCCUGUGACUGUCUGCUUGGCGGUCUGUUAGUUGGGUGUCUGUUUGUGUUCUCUGCCAUUACCCUCUCGGGGAUUGGUUGGUUCGCCUAUUCCUCUGCACGCAAACCGAUCCGGGCACUUAUGCAGCGCGGAAGGCGUCGCGUGUGCAGCACGCUUAGACGGGCUCUCUAACACUCUCAGUCACUGCUUCCAUGCUAGCCUUUACACUUCCUUGCCGUCGGAGCAAGAUGGGCAGGAAAAGGGGGAGUGUGAUAGGCGCUGCGAAAGUCCGCGUCACUAUAAACUAGUUCACGCGCAAAUCUCUGGUAUCGCACCCACUCCGUGGGGCACGCGGUGAGCACUGUGGCUUGCGACGACCAAAUUGCCAUUAGUCAGACCCAUAUCCAAUUAAUCGCAGUAAGGACUAACAGACACGGAGGCGUUAAUGAAACUUCCGGCGAGAAUUAUGUCUUCUCCACAAGCCAUCUUACGCAGUAUGCGUGCACGCAUAUUAGUUUCUGGCAAUAGAUCUCUUCCCGAUUGGUGCGCGCCCUUUUAACUGUUCCCUUGUCGCUGAUAGAAGCGAACAGGCGAGUUCCAGAUAGCAGUUCAGAAGACGAAGAUGCGAUCACUGGAACAAGAAAUGUAUUGGCCUGACGUUUCGGAUUCUCACACGAAUCCAUCAUCAGAGACAUUCGCAGAUAAAGGUGCGAAUAUCUCUGAUGAUGGAUUCGAGUGAGAAUCCGAAACGUCAGGCCAAUAAAUUUCUUGUUCCAGUGAUCGCAUCUUCGCCUUUGGUUCCCUAGUCCUUGUGCCCACCCCCUACUGUUCUGCCUCAUCUGUCGGCGGCAGGGUCGCACCAGACUUUUGCACCUGCCUGGUCGGGCAGUCAUCCUCCCGACGCAUGACUUGUGCACUGUUGCGUUCCAAGGACGUGGCACCGGGUUUCAACACAGGCGAGAUAGUGAACCCAUACCGAUCAUUGUUUUUGCAUGUUUGCUCUUGCGCAUCUGCUUUCGCUCGGCAAACCCACCGACCUAUCAACCAACACGUCACGUAUUUUGUCACUUAACUUAGCGUUCUAAGACUAAACUUGUUGGCAAUGCACUGAUGAUAUAGAACGCACCUACCGUAGCGUUUAUCAUCAUGCAUCUAACCUACUCCGUGUUUCAGGAGGGACCUCAGCAACUGCAAGUCAUCUGAAGGGAAGUUACUCACCUUGGAAGAGCACUGUCUUGGGUUUCAACACUCACCGGACCUCUUGGCCUUCUGGGCUUGGGAUAUAGUUAACUGGCAAUCCACUCUUAGCUUACUGACCUUUUUGCGGUCUUACCCAUAGGGUUCACUCAUCUGCAACAAAGAGUAUCUGUUCCGCAACAAAGUCUGAUUGUAGAGACUAAACAGGCCUUUGCUCAAUAGCUCAGCUGAAAUACCUCAUAAAUGCGGGGGUAGAACAUUCGAAGUGAGUCAAACGAAAUCCUUAAAAAAGGCCAAAGGUGUGAUCUGAAUGGGUCUGGGUUUUCGUACGAGGAGAGGACGCAGCCCGCAUGCUUCUUCAGGCAGAAGAUAGCUAAAGCGCAGUCAUUUUCAUUUAUUCUUGUGUCGGCGAACUCAGCUUUCUUCUUGAGAACGAUGAAAUAGAGGGUGAUAACGUCAGUCUCAGGAAGUCGGCUCUGAUUAUCCGACAUUUUAAACAGCAUACAAGCUUCCAUCCUCAGCGUUGCAUUGGCCUCGCGUCUCUGGAUCCCUUCUAUUUUCACACCGAAGUUGGUCAUGGGUUUAGUGGCUGACGCGAUAUAUAGCCGCCGUCUACGCGUGCAACACGCGUGCCGUCCUGCGCCAACCAGACACCAUCCACCGGGCAGAAGUCUCUGUUCUGAGGAUUACUUUCUUCUUAUUCUGCCAGCUGGCAGUACUUCCGGCUAUAACUUUUGUACUACCGUUAUAGCUUGAAGGUGUUUCUGAUCUGUUAGAGUGGAGAUUGAUCUCGUAGGAUCUGCUUCAGUUGACUGCACCCGUCGGCUAAUGACAAAACCGAACAAGGGGGAAUAAAGAUUAGAUCAGGCGACUAGUUGGUCCGCUGUUCUGUCCCGUCAAACACACACACACACACACAUGUGCAGGAGGAUAGCAAACGCAUAAAAAGACCGGAUACUGAGGAGAGACCUUUUAACUCCUCACAUUUUACGCGGAAACGCCCAUUUUUGUAUCCUCCCUUCCCGCUUCUUCUCGGCCGACACGCCCAAGUAAAAGUGGAGACAUCGUUGGCAGCGGCCUGUAUUUACGUACGUAUUUUAACAGUUGGUGUUAGGUAUGUCUGAGGUCUACUGAUUUACUCACCUGGAAGGCAUCUCACCACGGCUCAUGAAUUCAGCAAGAGAAAUUCAACAAGCGUCUCAUCCAACAGUCUCUUGUCUAAAUUGUCAUCGUGUUACGUUAAUGCUGAAUAUAAUUACUAUGGCACAUCCCUAAAACGCGUCUGAGAGCCCUCGUUGGUUUGGUGUCUGACUGGGUAAAGUAAUAAGCCAAAAAUGGCCCUUCCUGUGUCCUCUACCUUCGUGAAUAACGCUUCUGGAAUACUCCACAUUGUUGUGAAACAAUUAUUUGACCUUUCAGUAUUUGUAUGAGAUGGGGCGUUCUAUUUUCCAGUCAUGAGUGUUCACCUUUUUUAUCUUCGACAUUUGCGACGUCAGUUGCUUGUUUGUCUCCAACUGCAGGUAAACACGUACUUCCACUUGCAUUAAAGUCUACAAGACCCAGUAGAGACCGUCCUGUCGACUAGCCAUUCACACCGUACUAGACCACAACGUCGCCCUUCAAAACCGCCGUAAAUCCCUUCAGGAACUCAGAGUGAGUGUAUAAGUAACCCGCAAGUACCCAGAAAGGGUGAGUUGCACCAAUAAACUAUGCGCAUAUAGCUAGCAAAGUAGUUGCGGAAUGUUUUACCGGGAGGGGAUGUAUUGUUGAUACCGACCAAGCCAAUUGACGACAAGAAGCUUGGGAGGUGAAUCUCCGUCCGUUAGCACAUCCGCUGUCUAACUGGUGCGUCUGUAGGUUGCGAAUGAUGGAACGCGUCCUCACCGCGCAACGAAGGCGAAUCGGUAGGCUCUUGAAUCUGACAAAUAAGCAGUCGCGGUCCCAACAGCGGUUUUGCCUUCCAGCGUGACUGGGCAUUGAUCUGACCAAUCGGGUACUCAUGGGAAGAUCACAAGCCGUAGCAGUAUCACGACUUGACAAAUGCGAAAUUUCGAGUUCCAGGUGUAUACAUCAGUAAAGGAGAAGAGGUGUCGAGCACCGGAACAUGUUGUUUAUUGUCCUGAGCUUUCGAAAUCGUGCAGGAUUUCAUCUUCAGAGAUGGAAACAGCAACAGAACGAGUGAUAGUUAUAGGGCAUUUAAGCCAAUCACCGACCGACAGCGCAAGACUGAAGGUGGCUGCGCAGGGCUCAGUACGCCGGCGUCAGAUCGAUAAAUCGACUGACUGCCUGACUCCUGUUCUGUCCGGCACACUACUGGAAUCUAAAACGCGUAUGGAUGACAGCAUCCACCUUCAAAUGAACGAGUUAGAGGAAACCACUCUCCGUCCCCACCAGGCCGAUCACAUUACAGGCACCCACUGAGCCAUGGAUAACCUCGGUUUUCUUGAUGACUGCAGUUCCAUGAUCCACGCGCUUGGGUCGGACCUUUCGAUGGCCACUGGAGCCAAGUAAGACCAUUUCCUGUCUAAACAACGGAUAUGCUUGCUGCGCAACAUAAAUACUUACUAACUGAAUUACCACAAGGAAUUACCCACAAGGAAGGGCGGAGCAAUGGCACUUAUAACUCGAGGCGGUCCCUUUGGUGCACAUCAAAAUCGAUCAUCUUGCUGGUAUGGGGUACUUGUUUCCGUUUGACCAAGGUCGUCAAGUGACUGUGUCUUUCGGUGAGAAUCAGCUCAGCAAGAGCGGGGAGUUAUGGACUCAACCUCAUCCGGUGGAAAGUGUUCUUAGUCUUACCCGACGGACGAAGAGAAUACGUGCACGUAGCCGUUAGGCAAAUAUCCUUUUUUUCUCUUUGUAAUUCGCAAAUGGCUAGACGUUUGACCCCCCACCAAAUAACGUCGAAGAUUGUUCCAAUGACUGUGUCUGGGGGGGGGGCAGGUUUAAAGUGUUCUUCACGUCCGAAUGCAACAAUGUGUCCACUUUUUCGGGUUCGUUUUGCCGCAUGCGGCAAUGGGAAGGCAUCGUGCGGACGGUGCUGGCGGUUGUCUUUUUUGAUCUGCACACGGUCCUGUCUCCUUUCCCACUGGUCACGUAUGCGCCUCGCGCUGAUUUGGUCCAGUUAACGAUCAACCAAUCAGGCGUGCCCUGUGCUGUUUGCCGCCGGCGGACACCGUGUCACGAAUCGCAAACUUAUCUAUUUUGCGUGACCUUGACGCUGGGUAUUUUCGCUCCCGCGCGCCUGCCUGUUUCGAAAUCCAGUGGCGUUUAAGUGCCCCAUUUGGCCUCUAACGUUUUCACCUGUCGAAGACUUAAGGCUACCUAAUUUCCUUUUAUUUGCUUUGCGCGUGGUGCAGAUCUGGUCGCGUCAGCGCUUGGAAUAGGGACGAAUUUAGCAAUGAUGUUGUAAAUCCGGCUUCGGAAACACGAUUUGGUUAUUCUAGCUUCUCAUUUACCAACAUUCAGGAAAGCGAAGAGGAAAACGUCUGGACGAAUUAACUUUCCAUAAUGUGAAUCAGAGGAAGACGCAACUUAAGUUUUCCACAAUCCCUGUAUACGGACAUCCUAGUUGCGACGAUUAUCCCUUCGUCCCAACCUGAUCUGGUCGGAAGAAGUUCGUCUCGUCUGAGUAGGCGUAAAGCACGCAUGCGACGUUGCAGUCUGCUCGUGCUGGUGCGCUUAGAGAUCAUGACAGUUCAGUCGUCGAUUGAGACGAUGUCCACCGUGUGCUCCACAGCAGGGAUAGAGAUUUGCGUAUUAAAUCAGUUACCUAAAGAUGCCGGCUUUCGAACAAACUUCCUGCCGGCCACAUGCAAAAACUACGCUCUGUAAAAAAUGGCUACUUAUGUAGCAUGCAUUUUUUCUCAUUGCUUUUGAAUGGUUUUAAAAAUUUAAAUAUUUUGAAUGGAAAACACGCAUAAAAAUAUUCAUUCUUUUCUUCGUUCGGUCGAAUGUUACGUAUUCUUUCAACUUUAUUCUCAAAGGAAGGGUAUAAUUCGGUUUUAAAAAAAGUUUCUAAUUGGGAGACGUUUUAAUGCCGUGAGGUGUCCGUUCAUAAAACUUUAUUCCUCUGCAUUUACUAAUGUUACUUGUAAAGCUUACAAUAUGGCUCAAAUCCACUGCUAUAUUUUAUGAACCCCAUAUUGUCUCCUCCCCAUAUAGUCUCCUCUACGGUAGAGGAAUAUAUGGUUUUCCGUACCCGCAAAAUAUACGGCUUGUAGGAUUGAAACCCUGAAUACAAGUGUAAUGGCUGGUCGAGUUCAAAAUUUUUCGGGAAUUGGAAAAGUUUUAAAAAACCGAAUUAUGCCCUUUCUCUAAGUAUAAAAUUUAAAGAAGACGUAAAACUUAUCUUUUAAGUAUCCACAUAGAGAGGUAUGAGGUUUUGUAAACAAGGAGGAUAUUCUGUGAAACCCCUCCGUGAGAUUUCAUGAGGGUAAAGUCUUAGAUCAGAAAGGUUGUGUGGGGUACCGCAUCUAGGAGAAAAUAAAACUCUCCUUCUUCAAAAACUUUUCUAACUCUUGAUGCGGCAGACUGUGACAGUAAGUCCAAGCAAAUAGAACCAGUCACAGCGCCAUCAAAAAUAAUCGUCCGAAGAGCCUCAUCUUCACAAGAAGCAUCAGCUGAGCUGUCCGCUGUUGAGGAGUUUAUGCAUUUUGGGACACCUUGCAUAGGGCAUACUUUUUCUGUCAAGUCCCUCUAGGUCAAAUACUCGACUGCACAUAGGCAGCGUAAUGACUUUUCUCGAAUAAGCCGAGUAAAGCUGAUCAGAAAGUUUAUCACUUGAAGGGGAGAGUUCCGGGAUGUGGUAUUUCGGAAACGCAGGAUAUUAUGACUUCAUAAUUACACCUGGUGUUAUUUUAUACUUCGAGAUCCAGUCAACUUUUCGUUUUUUUCCUACGCUCCCAAACCAUACGCCUCCCCUCCCCCCUUGAAAAGAAUGUACCACUUACGCUCGCAUUCCAUGGCCAAACAUCUUAGUGCCCAUUAAAUGCCUGAAUAGUCUGCAUCCGAUUAUGUGCUUUACAUGAGGAAUUAGAGAGCGUUGUACAUUUAACUUAUCGAAGUUCAUAAGGAUGAUGAGGAGUAUUGUUGGCUAUGUAGAUGCAGACGAGAAGGAAAGAGAAGAAAAUUCUAAUGAGGGGGCUGAUCAGAGGGAAGGAGGACCACGAAAAAGGCAAUUUAGCGAGCAUACGUAAGCUUUCGAUGAAUUCUCAUCAGGUCUAUACAGUUAUAUUGUUGUUGAAAUUAUUAAAAGGAAAAUGCGGACAAGCAGAUGUUAUUCAGGACAGACCACUUCUAGGUGUAUUUACCCCUUCACCUGCUCCUGUGGGGCAGAAUACAUUGGUCGCACGAGCCGGCGUUUGUCCAAAAGAAUAUGGCAACAGCAGAGGCGGCUGCAAUCAGGCUAUACAAAACAGUUCUAUUGGCCAAAGCCACCAUGCCAGCCACCUACGUAUAAUUACCCGUCCCAGUGCCCACCAUCCCCUUCUACCCCCUGACACUGACGGUAAUUUUGUUUUUUACCUCACCCACCCAGACUCUCCGCCCCCAAACCCCGGCUACAGAGUAACUUCUGCUUGCCCGCAAUUUCCUUUUAAUCAUUUCGACGGCGCUAUAAAUGUAUAGGCCUCAUGAGAAUUUAUCGAAAGCUCAUGUAUGUUCGCCAAAUCGUCUUUUGAAUUCUUCAGUGGGUAGAAGGAUGUCUGAAAGGCCCAUAAUUAUGUGGUGAACAAGAGUAGGGAAAAUAGGACCGUUAUCAUGAUAACUGUAGUAGUAGUAGUAGUAGUAGUAGUAGUAGUGGCGGUGGCAGUGGUGGGGAUGGCGGCGACGGUGUGAGGGAGGGGGGAGAGGGACAGUUCUCCGAGGUGGAGGAGGAGGAGGAGGAGGAGGAGGAGGAGGAGGAGACCAUGUUGCGCCUGUAAUGUAUUUUUGGAAACGGUGGCUCUCAUAUCUCCAAAAAGGUUCCCUUGCCGUUUUAGUUUUAUUCCUUUAGAUUUUAUUCGUGUCGACCACAUGGGCGUUUGCACAUUGCCGACGCCCUGUCCCCUCUAUCGUGUUUUUUCCUGCCCACUUUUUGCCAGCAUGUUAAUUGUCAUCUGAGCUGUUUGAUCGGUCGGCUUGCGUCCCCCCCCCCAGGUGUUUCGGUGACGAUCGGCUCCACUUGAUUCUGACUUUUAUCUGGUCUGUGUUCUGACUGAUUGUAGACAAGCAUCUGGCCCACAGUAUACUCUCCAAACUGUUCCGCCUCAUUUGAACACUGAGAAUAAGCUGAUUUCUGCCUGCCUGUCUGUGCCCACUUAUUGUAGGCGCCGCAGCGGAACGUCUCUUGCCCCUGAUCCACCGAUACCAGAUCGACUCCCUUGUCUCCACCGCAGAACGGACGCUCACCUACAGCCUGACAGACAGUCUGGCGCCCAAGAUGCUCAGCCUCGCCGACCUCUAUGGUCUGGAGCGACUGAAACAGGCAGCCAUUGAUUCCUGCUCCCGUCUCGACAUGCCACGACUGUCCGCCUACUUUGAUGAGGCCCAGAUCUCCACGGAUCUCAGGGCUACUGUCUUCGCGUAUGUCCGUUUUCCUCCUCCUCCUCCUCCUCCUCCUUGUUUUCGAAGGCACUACCGGUUAGAUGGUAGUUGGUAGCCCUCCCGGUAUCGAAAACUCCCAGCUACUUGACUUACGGGACCGGUGGUAAUAGGGGCUAUACGGGUGGGGCAAAUGAGCGGAGGCGUAAAUGACGCUUGUAGGGAAUGCCUGGAAUUGACGAUCCUGAUAAAGUGGAAACCUAAUUUAAAUAAGGUGAAAAAUGCGAGGAAGAUGAACACUUCGGAUCUGACUGACGUAUGAGACGCCUUGCUGUUGCAGUCUGAACCCAAGAAGUAGUAAGUGCGCGAUGUGGUAGGUGAAGUGCGCCCAGUUCAAACCCAGCAAUGUCGAAGCGCCCGGAGGGGGAGUGCCGUAGUGCCUUAAACUGGAAGUGCAGGAAAGGAUCGCUAACUGACCAUGGCGGUGUUUACAAGGCGUCACAGUUUUCAGCCAAACCCCUGCGACCAAAUACAACCGGGCCGUUCGUAAAGGUGGGGGGUGGAGGGCAACACUCUGUCAAUACGACUGAUACAGUGGAUGGAGUAUCGGUAGACACCCUAACUGAGCGUCGGUUGUCCUUUCGUACACGAUCGCACCGGACUCUACUGGAGGUCUGGAGUAAAAAGACCCAAGGAUGCAGGCAAACCGACGAAACGGAGACCCACGCCAAUCCGCCUAGGAUAGUACCUAUGCAAUUAAUCUGAUGCAGGUAAUACUGUGCGCACAUGCAACUAGAAGCAUAAUGGGAAGCAUGAUGAAUCAUAAUCCGUUUAGGAUAAAUCUUUCGCCUUUUACUAAAGAUUUCCGUGUGGGGGUGCAAUACAAUGAGUCUAUAUAGAUAGUCUUGCAGCGCCUCGUUCUCGGGGCGGUUAAAGUGAAGAAGAAAGUCAUCCUGACAGGGCCUCUGUGCGUGCACCCCCAAACAUAAUGAGAACGUUAUCAAAGAUACCGAAAUCGAGCCAGUAUGUACAAUUGUAGAAUCAGUGGGCAGGGCUACCAACUACCAUCCUGCCGCACUACCAAUUUUUAUGUAAUACUCCAGAGUAUCCUCAUCACAAGGUAGUGAUUUCACCAAAUUUCCCGGUUACUUUUCGUUAGAGGCAUUAUCCUGCGGUCAUCAACCGACGAAUUAGCGAUUGUGAUAGUAGAAAAGCUCUUUACCUGGCUUUGCCUAGGAGACAGUCUCCCUGUGCACGUAUCACUUGGGUGCUUCCAACUCGGCUGGCUAGAGUUAAACGACAGCUUUUAAAAUACGUUGUCUUCCGUUAAAAUACAUGGCGGGUUAUUUUUGUCCGUGAAAUGUAUCCUCCAGUAAUGAAACAUGUGGCUGAAAAAGAGCAUUUGCCUGAAGCAGCUGUUGGUUAAAAACUAUAGGUAGUUGUAUUACUUCAUAAGAACUGAAUUGCCUCGUAUUUCCGUUCUUAUAUCAGCAGAUAAAUAAGUCACGAUCUCAGGAUAAUUGUCUUCUACCCACAGUGAAUGACCGAUCUCAUUAAAUGUUGGGCGAAAUUUUGAAAUGCGCUUUCAAAUAGGAAGGAUUACUUAGGCGCGGUUGUAAUACUGAUUAUCUUGCGGCAUAUUCCUAUAAUAUUUCAGACGCCGCAGGAUGUCAACUUUUGAAUACACUGCUUCUCUAUCUCCCGUAGAUGCCGUUUUCGGUAAAAAAAAAUGACUUUUUAUGUAGCAUGCAUCGUGUCCGUUGAUUUUUAAUGGUCUUACAAAUUCAAAUAUAUUUUAUAGAAAGCACGAACAAAAAUAUUUUUUCAGUCGUUUGAUAGAUAAUCACGUCACCUUUAUAUUUUACAUUCGAAAAAAGAGUAUUAUUGGGUUUCUAAAAAGUUUUCUAAUUGCCGAAUAAUUUGGAGCCUGAUCAGUCGUUGCACUGGCGCUUAUUGGUUUCAGUCUACAAGGUGCAUGCGUUCCGCGUAAAGAAAAUCACAUAUUCUUGUAUGCCUUUUAAAAUAUAUCGUAUGGAGUCCGAAAAAAUUUGUAAUGGAUGCGGACUAUGUUGUACAUUUCAUAAGGAGCAGUGUUGAACGGAUAUACACGAUACUGUGUGAAUGAACAUUGAACUGUCUCAAAAAAUCUCAUAAUUGGAAACCUUUUGAAAAUCCAAUAAUACUCCUUCUUCGAAUAUAAAAUAUAAAGAUGAUGUGAUUAUCUAUCAAACAACUAAAAAAAGCAUAUUUUCGUUCGUGGUUUCUAUAAAAUAUAUUUGAAUUUAUAAGACCAUCAAAAUCAAUGGGAAAAAUGCAUGCUUUCAGUUGGAACGUCACAAGAGAGGGUGUGUGCUUAAAAACCGUUGCCGUCAGUUGAUGGGCUCUGCUCUGGGACACCAGGUGUCAAACCCUUCGCUGUAAAAAAAUACGCAUUUCUUACCGAAUUUCCAAGCCGCAUUUUCUGAGUACUCGCUAAUUGGGUCAUUGGAGUUAAGUUCAAGAAGAGAGAAAGACAAGGACGACAAAAACAGUGGUUUUUGACAUUUUUACUCUUCCCAGUCAAACCUACUCCGCGUAGGUCACUCCUCUUCGGCUGCGCGCAGGUCGUACAUACGGUCCGCAUUUUAUUCGCUCUCAUCGAGAAUACUGACCUUGAUAGUAACUUGCGCUGGCGGUUGUUGUUUGACGAGUAUUCACCGAUUCCAGCCAAUCAGGGACGUCCAUCUGCAACUAACCCGCCUUUAUGGAAAUCAUAUCAGGUACUAAUAGAAGCGAAGACGCGAGCUCCAGGAAACAGUCUUGAAGAAGGAGACACGAUCACUGGGACAAGAGCUUCAUCAGCCUGACGUUUCGGAUUCCUGCUCGAACCCAUCAUCAGAGACCAAAGCAGAUACGGGUGGGCCCUCUUCAAGACUGCUUCUUGGGACUCGUCUCUUCGCUGUUAUUGGCAAUGUAUUUGGGCGCGAUGCGCUCCGAUCGGCCCGGUGAUGAGAAGCCUUCGCCCUUCGGGAGGCCUCCACGUAUUGGCAGAUCCGGUUUCUGCACAGGUGUCUCGACAAUAAUGUGUUACCGAAAUGUGUUCCAUACAAGCCCUCGGUUUACACGGAUUUGGCGAGAUGUCAACUUUUGAAUACAGUGCUUCUCAAUCUCCCCUAGAUGCCGCACUCGGCAAAAAAUGACUACUUAUGUAGCAUGCAUUGUUCCCAUUGAUUUUUGACGGUCUUACAAAUUCAAAUAUAUUUUAUAGAAACCACGAACAAAAGUAUGCUUUUUUAGUUUAUAAAACCACGUCACUUUAUAUUUUAUAUUUGAAAAAGGUGUAUAACUGGGUUGUUAAAAAGUUUUCUAAUUGCCGAAUAAUUUAGAGCCUGAUCAGUCGUUGCACUGACGCUUAAUGAUUUCAGUCUAUAAACUGCAUGCGUUUCGCAUAAAGAAAAUCACAUAUUCUUAUAUGCCUUUUAAAAGAUAUCGUAUGGAGUCCGUAAAAUUUUGCAAUGGAUGCGGACUAUUUUGUACAUUUCAUAAGGAGCAGUGUUGAACGGAUACGCACGAUACUGUGUGAAUGAACAUCGAACGGUCUCAACAAAUCUCAUAAUUGGAAACCUUUUAAAAGCCCAAUAAUACUUCUUUUUCGAAUAUAAAAUAUAAAGAUGACAUGAUUAUCUAUCAAACGACUAAAAAGCAUAUUUUUGUUCGUGGUUUCUGUAAAAUAUAUUUGAAUUUAUAAGACCAUCAAAAUCAAUGGGAAAAAUGCAUGCCGUCAGUUGAUGGGCUCUGCUCUGGGACACCGGGUGUCAAACCCUUCGCUUUAAAAAAAAUAAACAUUUCUUACCGAAUUUUCAAGCCGCAUUUUCUGAGUACUCGCUCAAUGGGUCAUUGGAGUUAAGUUCAAGAAGAGAGAAAGACAAGGACGACAAAAACAGUGGUUUUUGACAUUUUUACUCUUCCCAGUCAAACCUACUCCGCGUAGGGCACUCCUCUUCGGCUGCACGCAGGUCGUACAUACGGUCCGCAUUUUAUUCGCUCCCAUCGAGAAUACUGACCUUGAUAGUAACUUGCGCUGGCGCUUGUUGUUUGACGAGUGGUCACCGAUUCCAGCCAAUCUGGGACGUCCAUCUGCAACUAACCCGCCUUUAUGGAGAUCAUAUCAGGUACUAAUAGAAGCGAAGACGCGAGCUCCAGGAAGCAGUCAUGAAGAAGGAGACACGAUCGCUUGGACAAGAGCUUCAUUAGCCUGACGUUUCGGAUUCCUGCACGAACCCAUCUUCAGAGACAAAAGCAGAUACGGGUGGUCCCUCUUCAAGACUGUUUCUUGGGACUCGUCUCUUCGCUUUUAUUGGCAAUGUAUUUGGGCGCAAUGCGCUCCGAUCGGCCCGGUGAUGGGAAGCCUUCGCCCUUCGGGAGGCCUCCACGUAUUCGCAGAUCCGGUUUCUGCACAGGUGUCUCGACAAUAAUGUGUUGUCGAAAUGUGUUCCAUACAAGCCCUCGGUUAACACGGAUUUGGCGAGACGAGCAGUAUUUCAUAGGUAUGCGGUAGCAUGGCGACUGCAUCCUAUAAAUAUUGCAGCCUCUUGUGCAUGAACCAACCGUAUCUGCUUUUCUCUCCGAUGAUGGGUUCGAGCAGGAAUCCGAAACGUCAGGUUAAUUAAGCUCUUGUCCCAGCGUUCGUGUCUCCUUCUUCAUAUCAGGUACUCUCGGCAGGCAUACUUUAGCCUAUCCGAAAUUAAUGCUGCGCCAGUGACGCUGCCGUGAAUCGCAACCAGCCUCCGUGCCUUUAGUCUUCUCAGCGCUUGCCUUUGAAGCCGAAGGAUCGUUGUUGCAAUCAUAUUUGAGACACUGAGAUGCCCCAAAGUUUGUGGCUGUGCAGUCAUUUCGCUUUUAAUCUCGCUUUACUGUGAAUGGACAAUCCGAUAGGGAGGGCACCUUUGACAAUGCAUGCUCUCUGGUAGCAGUCGAACGCGUAUCCAGUGCUGCCCUUCAAAAAGGCGAGUCCGCAUCGAGCUCGAAAACGUUCGAAUCUGUUCUGAACUCGGUUAGCCAAUCAUGCAGCGCGUUUUCCAUCCACGAGCCCAUUGGAGUGUUCCAAGGCCAACGUGUGCACAAUCAGUCGUAUGCCGACCUUGAGGUGAGUCACUAGUUGAAAGACGACUGACAUUUCAGUGUUGUCACAAUUUUCGCUCAGGUGGGUUCUGGUGUUCACCGAAUGUAUCCUGAUGCUGCUUAACUGCCUGUUGUGAAGCACACGCCAGGUUUUUUAGACUGUUUAUUGGCAAUUUACAUGGAGAUACAAUCGAUCUCCGUCGGGACGUUGCGCCAGCAUUAUAACAGAUCUUCUUAAGCAAUACCGUUAACAGAUGUUAUUAACCGGCAGUUACUAUCGACAGAGAAGGAAGAUCUUUAUGUAGCCACUUUUACUCAAUUAAUAGCCAUAUCCCAACCUCAGGAUAGAACUCAAAGUCUUUAGGUCGUCUUUGUGCUUUUACAGCGCGUAUGACUUUCAUCUAGCCCUGGCUAGCGUCGUUGACUUUAUUAGGCACUGAGAAGGGCUUGGAAAUGCUGGGUAGUAUUAGCUUACUGGGAGUAUAUUCCCAGCAGCUCCAUGACAGCAGGCUGUAAGUGAGGAGGAUAACGCUCGCUGAAUGUGACUUGAAUCCCAGUUAAUACGACAAUUAAAGAGUGGCAAGUGAUGAAGCCCGCUUCAUGCCCCACGGAGUGGACACAGCAUUGGUGACUUGCGUGUGAAUUGUUUUUUUUUUAGUAAAACGGACUUGCGCAGAAUCUAUCACACCGUCUUCUCACUCGCUCGCCUUGCCGGCGACCGGAUAUGUCUUUGCGUGCCGCACACGACCUGGUCGCACAGCUUUUACCAAGCUGCUAUAAGGCGGACUCGGAGCCUAAACAAUGAGAGUGCCUAAAGGGUCAUAUUAAAAAGGCAAUCUUUGCGACCUGCCUCUUAGACCUACAGUAGAUUUGCUAACUCAUAAAAUGUCAACCAAAAUUUCGAAAUGCGUUCUCGUUUCGAAAAGAUAAAUUAAGUAGUGUUGUAAAACUAACCAUGAUGCAGCAUAAAUCUAUAAUAAUCCAGUUACCUCAGAGUGUCGGCUUUCGAAAGAACUUAUUUUCGGCUGCAUGCAAGAUCUAUACUCUGCAAAAAAUGACUACUUAUUUAGUAUGCAAUUUUCUCAUUGAUUUUCGAUGCCCUUGAAAAUUCAAUUAUAUUUCGUGGAAAACAUGCAUAAAAAUAUUCAUUCUUUUACUUAUUUGGUAGAAAAUCACGUCUUCUUCCAAUUUCAUACUCAAAAGAAGAGUAUAAUUCGGUUUUAAAAACUUUUCUAAUUCCAGAAUAAUUUUGAACCCGACCUGCUGUUACACUUGCAUUCAGGGUUUCAAAACUACAAGCUGUAUUUUUUCCGUGUACGGAAAACCAUGCAUUUCUCUACGGUGUUAAGAGGAGACCAUAUGAGGUUCAUAAAAUUAAGCAGUAGAUUUGAGCAAUAUUGUCAACUUUACAAGCCACAUUCGUAAAUGCAGAUACACGACGUUUCAUCAACGGCCAUUUAACGGUUUUAAAAAAUCUCCCAAUUAGAAACUUUUUUAAAACCGAAUUAUACUCCUCUUUUGAGUAUGAAGUUGGAAGAAUACGUGAUUUUCUACCGAAUAAGUAAAAGAAUGAAUAUUUUUAUGCAUGUUUUCCACGAAAUAUAAUUGAAUUUUCAAGGGCACCGAAAAUCAAUGAGAAAAUUGCAUACUACGUAAGAAGUCAUUUUCUGCAGAGUAUUGAACUUGCAUGCAGCCGAAAAUAAGUUCUUUCGAAAGUCGACACCCUGAAGUAAAUGAAUCGUUGUAGAUUUAUGCUGCAUUAAGGUUAGUUUUACAUCACUACUUCCUUUAUCUUUUCGAAACGAGAUCGCAGUUCGAAAUUUUGGUUGACAUUUCAUGAGUUAGCACAUCUACUGUAGGAAGGAUUGAGUUACGGUCGUCUGCUGGGCAUCUUUAGGCCCGGAUAACAUACUUGCAGAAACACAGUGACAGUUGUCUUUGCGAGAAGUCGCUCUGACUACUGUCUAGCAUUCUUAUUUAAGAAAUAGCUGGGAAAGAACCGACGGGUUUGCAUUUCGAUUGUUUUUGAGUCAGAAUGCUAAUCAGCAGUCUUCGCUUGAUUUGUUGCUCAGUGACAUUCACAAAAAUUCAUACUAACCCAACUGUGAAAAACUCGGCGCCUCGGUGGGAUUCGAACCCACGCAGUAAGCGGAAGACUUUAGUACAUAAAUUACGUGAGCCUGGUAGUCAUCCGGUGGAUUCUAGGGUAAUUACUUAAGAAAUCCUGCUUGGGCAGUCAACUUACUGUAUCAGAUUUGGUGGAUUCCAGACGUUGCAGUAGGUUGGGCGGGUAACUUGACCCAAAUAUGCUUAAACUCGCGUUGUCCGGCGGGGCCUCGUAGCUCAAGUAGUUAAAGCGUUGGCUGUACUAAAGCCUUUCCCUUACUGCGUGAGUUCGAAUCCCACCGAGACGCCGAGUUUUUUACAGUUGGGUCAAUAUGAAUUAUUCAAAAUCAGCCAAAAAAUCUAUGACAUCAGAAAAAUCUCUCUUCAAAGUCACAUGACAGAGCGUUUGCUGAACGAACCCGAUUUUAGAUAUCUGUAUCACAGUCUCACUGGUCGGUACCAAUUAUGUUUUUCGAGCAUGCAUUGCUCAUCACAAGGCAACUCGUAAGCAGGGACUCCCUUAGUCAAAUAGGGGACCUCUUUUUCGUCCCGCACUCUAGGCUGAUCAGUAGCGGAAACCCUGGCGUGGUCUUUGAUCUCCCCUAGAUAAUUUUAAGUUCGGCAAGACAUUUAUGCGAUCAAGAACACUACGGAGGAGUGGAAGGGUCCUUUAAAGUUGCCCCGUGCCAUGAAUUGCCCCCAUUUCAUGCUGCUGUGCAUUCACUUCAUCAGGGAACGAAUAAAACUGCUGGAGAAGUAUGUCAAUGAAAUCCAAAACAGUUUUACCCGCUCCUGUGUACGUCUGGAGAGCCGUCUGGAGCGCGUCCCUGUCAACCACUGUCAAGACCACAGCCAGCCUCUCUCCAUGAAAACCGUCCGAAUCGGCGUGCAUUCCGCCGAUGCGCAAGGUGGUGCUGCCGUCGCGACAGCCGAGGCCACCUCCACCAAUCAGCACGAGGAACGUAGGCUAGCCAAUGAGCUGCAGCAGACAACGGACAAUGUGUCAAUAACACCCGAUGGGCUGGUCACACGCCUCAGCCAAUCAACGCUAAAUUCCCCUACCCGCGGCCUCGAGCCCAGCAUUCGAUUGGCAACGGCGAGCACAAGUGGGCCUCUGCCGGAGACGGCUGCUUCCACGGCCGCCGCGGGUCCUGAACUCGCGGUCGCGGAGUUGCCGGUGGUUUGCGAGUCCUGUGUGGAACACAUGAGUACCUACAUCAAGGACCUCUGCAAGCGCGCUCUCCACAAAGCAACUUUUGUGCCCUACAAACCGCCUGCCAAUUAA